This is a messenger RNA of Schistocerca piceifrons (Central American locust), 1612 nucleotides long. RefSeq names its product ubiquitin-conjugating enzyme E2-22 kDa (gene Ubc4). The record is from RefSeq and is a predicted model, not a curated record. Bases 145 to 744 code for a protein of 199 amino acids. Gene Ontology annotation, biological process: proteasome-mediated ubiquitin-dependent protein catabolic process; protein polyubiquitination. Gene Ontology annotation, cellular component: nucleus. NCBI's taxonomy places the organism in Eukaryota, Metazoa, Arthropoda, Insecta, Orthoptera, Acrididae. Gene Ontology annotation, molecular function: protein binding; ubiquitin conjugating enzyme activity. The transcript is spliced from 5 exons.
UUGGCUAAGCGUGUAUCUGUGCUUGCAGAAAAUAUUAUGUGUAGUGGAAGUUGUUCGUUGGGUGAUGUUGCGUGUUUAAAUUAUUUAGUGUAUCUUAAACUGUGUGAUUAACGACCAGGUUAAUGUAUAUUUUAAUUUUCUGAAAUGGCGAACAUUGCUGCACAGAGAAUCAAGCGAGAAUUCAAAGAAGUCAUUAAAAGUGAAGAGGUUGCAAAAUGUGCGAUAAAGGUGGAACUAGUGAAUGACAAUUACACUGAACUGAAAGGAGAAAUUGCAGGUCCUCCAGAAACACCAUAUGAAGGUGGAACCUUUGUUUUGGAAAUAAAAGUACCAGAAACUUAUCCAUUUAAUCCCCCAAAGGUACGGUUUAUAACAAAAAUCUGGCACCCAAAUAUAUCGUCUGUAACAGGUGCAAUAUGUUUGGACAUAUUAAAAGAUCAGUGGGCUGCUGCAAUGACACUGAGAACAGUUCUGCUGUCCCUUCAGGCACUUCUGGCUGCAGCUGAGCCAGAUGAUCCUCAAGAUGCUGUUGUAGCAAAGCAGUUCAAAGAAAAUCAGGACAUGUUUAGACAAACAGCUCGACAUUGGACAUUCAUUUAUGCUGGAGGUCCUCACAGGAAUUCAGAUUUUGACUUGAAAAUACGACGGCUUACGGAUAUGGGAAUAGAAGAUCAUCAAGCACGAGUAGCCUUAUCGUCAUACAACUGGGAUCUCGAGAGAGCCACAGAACAGCUCUUCAGUUAGUUAACAGUGUCAGCUGUGAAAUGACGAGAAUUAACUGAUGUGAAAUAGUUAUAUUCAUAUUGUCACCUCUUUGGAAUCCAUCCUUAAGUGCAGUUAUGCGAGUCAUGUUAUGAAACGGAACAUUGUCACAUGGCAGUCAAGUAGUUUACUAAUGUAUGUAUACUGUGAAAAUGGAUGGAGGGUAUGUGAAAUGUAAAUACGAAUAUAAUACCUUACAUGUAUGCAAGUUGUCAUUUUUAAGUUUUCUUUUUGUUUUGGAAUUUGUACACUAAAUAAACUGAAUUAAGUAACACUAUAACAACAAUCUGUUAGCUAAUGUCAGUUGUGAUGCGCAUGCGCACAUGCGUGCACCCACACACACACACACACACACACACACACACACACACACACACUGAAGUUUUUAUUUUGCUGUAAUGUAAAGAAUAAAAUAGGUAUUUCCAGUUGCAGCACACGUAGUUGUUGAGUAAGAGAUUAAACCUUGGAAGACCAUAGUCUCAGAAAUUAUUAUAAUUUUGUUCCAUAAGAAAAAAAUUUCCUGGAAAUUUGUUACGAAACUGUUGUUACUACCGAUGAUAGUGCUACACGUAAAAAAGUAAAGAUGUUUAUGCUGUAAGCAAUAGCCAUGAAUAUUCUCAUUUUUUUAAAGAGUCAGAAAAUGAUAAGAUUCACAAAUAUUAAAAUGAUUGUAUUGUUUUACUGUAUAUACACACACGCAACUCUAAUUUGCUAUUUCUGCCUCAUUUUAUUGUAACAAGAACAUUCCAUACCAGUGAUUACACAGUUUAAGUUUAUUUGUUAAGUUAAACAUAUAACUUCUGCUGUUCUUGGCUGCUGUUCUUGUUUAUUAUAUAAAACUCUGUUUCCU